AUGUCUUCGUCUCAAAUCGUUCUCGUCACUGGCGCCAACCAAGGACUUGGUUUUUCCAUCAUCAAGAUCGCCGGCCAGCGCGAGUCGCCCAACAACACCUACAUCCUCUGCUGCCGCAGCCUUGAAACAGGCCAGAAGGCAGUGCAAGAGCUCAAGGCUCAGGGCGGAAAAGCCAACGUCGAUCUUCUGCAGCUUGACGUGACUAACGAUGAGCAAAUUACUGCCGCUGUUAAAUAUGUCGAAUCCACCUACGGUCGACUUGAUGUCUUAAUCAACAACGCCGGAACUCUCAUAAUGCCCCCAAAAGAAGGCCUAUCAGCUAUCCGUCAAGCACACAAUGACCUCAUGAACCUCCACAUCAGCUCCGUUGCCGUCGUCACCAUCGCCUUCACCGACCUUUUGUACAAAUCGCCCGACCCCAAAGUCAUUAACAUCUCCUCCGGCCUCGGUAGUAUGAGCAAUUCUCUCACCACAAAAAUGGGCCGUCACCCACCCUACGGAGCAAGCAAGAUCGGCAUGAACGGGUUAACGGUCCACAUGCAAGUCGCUGAGAAUGAUCGGAUACACGCCGCAGGUGAGAGUGAAACCAAUCCUCGUAUUCGUUACUAUAAUGUUGCUCCGGGGCCACUCAAGACCGCUUUCAAUGGGUUUCGGGGGCCUAAAUUGCCUGAUGAUGGCGCAGAGGUGAUUGUGAGGCUGUUGGCGGACGAGGAGAAAACAUACCCAGGCGGGACUUUUUGGGAGUUUGAAGAGGGGGUCAUGAGACAGGUUCCGUGGUAG
This is a messenger RNA of Aspergillus wentii DTO 134E9, 780 nucleotides long. It is a transcript of the gene atsC, whose product is annotated as SDR family oxidoreductase. NCBI's taxonomy places the organism in Eukaryota, Fungi, Ascomycota, Eurotiomycetes, Eurotiales, Aspergillaceae. Gene Ontology annotation, molecular function: oxidoreductase activity. Bases 1 to 780 code for a protein of 259 amino acids. The transcript has 2 exons. The record is from RefSeq and is a predicted model, not a curated record.